CAAACAGGCUCUUUUUAGUCCAAGCCCUAUCUCCUCCAUUGUUGCUCUCAGGAAACAAAGUCAAGCACCGCUUACAUCCAAAUCCAUACGGAUCCCACACAGAGAUGGCGACGUCUAAGUUUAUGGCUUCUUCUUCUUCAACAACCUCCCAGACUUCGGAUGUCCGACGCAAUACCUCCUCCGCAGCCUCGCCAUCUUCUUCUUCUACAAAUUUACCGACCUUUUUUCACACUCAGAAUUGUACAGCUGAGUAUCAAGGGGGAGAUAGAAGAGAUCCGGAUUCGAAUUUGAUGACCCUUGACAGAUUCUUGGAGGAUGUGUAUGGGGAUCGUCAAGCUGCGGCGGGGAGUGCUCUGUUGAAUGCGGAUGCCUUGGGGACAGAUCCAGUUGUUACUGGGCCUGUGGAGCGGAAAACGGUGGAUGAUGUUUUCAGAGAGAUUAUGGACGGGGAGAAGAUGGGGCUGAGGGAGUCGUCGGCCGUGGAGUGUAAGGAAGAGGCCAUGGAUGAGAUGAUGACCCUUGAGGAUUUUCUCUUGAGGGCCGGGGCUGUUGAUGAAUGUGAACUUGAGCCUGUGCACGCGGAGGUGAAGAUUGAGCCUUUCUGCGAGAGGUUUAGUGGAGGAAGUUUCAAAUACGAGAGUUCGAUCCUCACUCAGCAACCCAGCAUGGAGAAAGUUGCAGGAUUUGGGAAUGUUACGGAGGCGAAUGGAGUUGGGAUAGGGAAGAGGAGAGUUGUUUUGGAACCGCUGGAUAAAGCUGCCUUGCAAAGGCAACGUAGGAUGAUCAAGAAUAGAGAGUCUGCAGCGAGAUCAAGGGAGCGGAAACAGGCCUAUCAAGACGAGCUAGAGUCUUUGGCAACAAGACUGGAGGAGGAGAAUGAGCAGUUAUUGAGAGAGCAGGCUGAAAGGAAAAAAGAACGGUUUAAGCAGUUAAUGGAAAAUAUAGUUCCAGUUACGGAGAGGCGAAGACCGGCUCGUGUUCUGCGGAGAGUUAGCUCAAUGCAGUUGUAACAGGCAAAAGGAUGCCAUGGAUGGCAUUUCCUGCAGAUCAAACCUUAUGAUUCCCAAGAUUGUUUAAUGGGUCAGUCUCCCAACCAGAUUGAUUUUGUUGAAUCUCAUGGCUGCAUAAAUAUAAUGCAAUGAUGGUGAGCUCUAUUUAUUUUAUUAUGUGCCCGUUUGGAAACAGCCUCAUCUUUUAGCUUUAGCGUUUUAAAAAAGGUUAUGUAACGACAACGUUUUCAAAUCGCUAAUGCUAAUUGAGACGCUAACAUUUUGAUAAUCCGAAAUGCUGAUUGAAAAAGUUGUUCCCAAACGAAGCCUAUGUUGUAUUGUUGUUGUAGUACUCCGUAUUAUUUAUUGGAUGGGCCUUGGUAAAUCCUUGUAUACACCAACUUUUACACCAUACACAUUGAGUACAGAUUUUUUUUGUCCGUGGGAAUAAAAAAAAUUGCGUUAUAAAAUGGGACGGAUGAAAUAAUUUUUUUGGAAAAAUAAGAUCAGUUUGCACAAAUGGAACCGAAAGAGUUGCAUACUAACUUUAGGAAAAAAAGCAUCAAAGUUCUUGACCGGUAAGAGUUGCAUACUAACUUGUGGAAAUAUUUAUCAUAAAAGCCCCUCAGAUUUUGGUGAAAAUGAAGACGUGAGCUAGACACUGCUAGUGUAACCCUGAGUCUGUGAGUU
Cuscuta campestris is the source of this 1679-nucleotide messenger RNA. The record is from the annotation of a GenBank genome assembly. NCBI's taxonomy places the organism in Eukaryota, Viridiplantae, Streptophyta, Magnoliopsida, Solanales, Convolvulaceae.